Molecule: messenger RNA, 1434 nt
Organism: Saxophila tyrrhenica
Lineage: Eukaryota; Fungi; Ascomycota; Dothideomycetes; Mycosphaerellales; Extremaceae
Exons: 2
Coding region: 1-1434 (477 amino acids)
Biological process (GO): transmembrane transport
Cellular component (GO): membrane
Molecular function (GO): transmembrane transporter activity
Source: RefSeq, a predicted model, not a curated record
AUGUCUACAGAGCGACCCAACGGCGGCUCCUCGACCGCGAUCCUGGAGCCCAUAGAACUCCAGCCAGUGCAUACCAAACAGGACCGGCCCAGCUUCUCCAGCAAGCGGCCAGCAUCCAUCCCUGGCCGAAGCCUUGCCUCAGCAGACCGCAAGAUUGACGACGAUAACGCGUCCGACCGCAAUGAGACUCUACCCUCUCCAACGACCGCUCCUACUGAACAUGUCGAGUCAUGGAACAACCCACGUAUCAACAUCUACCGCCUCGCUGCCACCUUCUGGGCCUUUGUGAUCAUGGGCAUGAACGACGCCACCUAUGGCGCCAUCAUCCCGUAUCUGGAGACGUACUAUGACCUGCCAUACACGGUAGUGUCUCUGGUAUUCCUUUCGCCAUUCGUUGGAUACACCACCGCAGCGCUGCUGAACAACUGGAUCCACAUGAAGUUCGGACAGCGCGGAGUCGCUGUUGCUGGCCCAGUGUGCCAUCUCGUCGCCUACAUCAUCAAUGCUGUUCAUCCACCAUACCCAGUCCUAGUCAUCUCGUUUAUGCUCGCAGGUCUCGGCAAUGGGCUUGAAGACUCAGCCUGGAACGCCUGGAUCGGUGUCAUGAACAACGCAAACGAGAUGCUCGGCUUCUUGCAUGGCUUCUACGGCAUCGGAGGCACGAUUGCACCGACCAUUGCUACGACGCUGAUCACGGAGGCCGAUGUACGGUGGUACUACUGGUACUACUUCAUGGUCGGCUUCGCCGCGAUUGAAGUUGCAACGUCCAUCCACGCCUUCUGGGGUGCCACGGGUGAGGUCUUCCGCGAUGCACAUCCACGAACCUCGGACGCAGGUGGGUCAAGACUCAGGGAAGCGGUAUUGAGGAAGCCGGCAGCACGAGUGACAUGGCUAAGUGCUCUGUUCUUGUUGGGCUACGUCGGUAUCGAAGUGGGCUUGGGUGGCUGGAUUGUCGCUUUUAUGAUCCGGGUGCGGGAGGCGAAGCCGUUCGCCAGCGGCAUGACGGCUACUGGCUUCUGGCUAGGUAUCACGGUUGGCAGGGUCGUGCUAGGCUUCGUCACGCCACGGAUUGGCGAGAAGCUUGCUAUCUCGAUCUACCUCCCCAUAUCAAUGGCCCUCCAACUAGUCUUCUGGCUCGUGCCACAAUUCUACGUCGGUGCCGUAUCCGUCGGCUUCCUCGGCUUCUUCUUGGGCCCAAUGUUUCCAGCCGCCAUGGUCGCCUGCGCAAAACUGCUUCCCAAACAUCUGCAUGUCUCCAGUAUCGGCUUUGCGGCGGCCUUCGGUGGGAGCGGAGGAGCGAUCUUUCCGUAUGCCAUUGGUGCGAUUGCGCAGGCGAAGGGUGUGCAGGUGCUGCAGCCGAUUAUAUUGGCGCUAUUGGCGGUGAUCUGGUUGCUGUGGUUAUGUUUGCCGAGGAUUGGGAGGAAGAAGGAUUAA